Rotaria sp. Silwood1 is the source of this 846-nucleotide messenger RNA. The record is from the annotation of a GenBank genome assembly. Lineage: Eukaryota; Metazoa; Rotifera; Eurotatoria; Philodinida; Philodinidae.
AUGGAUACUAACAAUUAUAAUGCUGAUUCAACAACAGGUGUUUUCAAUACAAGUCCAGCUAAUGAUAAUGAUGAAACACCAACAGUAAAUUCAACAAAUCCAAAUUUUCAUGCAGUUAUUGAUUCUGUUGUUCAAAAAGGCAGAACGGAAUUUCAAAAAGGUCAACAAUCUACUGAAACAAUUGUUUCAAAGGCAAAAAAACUCAUGCAACAACAUUGGGAUCAUACUCGUCAAUCACUUGCUCGACUACGAAAAAGGAUUAGUGAAAUGGUACCAAAAUCAGCUAAUAAUCUUAUUUAUUGGCGAAAUCCAAUUCAAUCUGGCCUUGUUUUGGGUGUUUCAUUAUCUGUUAUAAUAACAUUCAUGUUUUUGUCAUCAUUGGCAGCCAUUUCGUUUUGGUUACUUGCAUUGCUUGUAGUCUCUGGUCUCUACCAAUUGUAUAAUUAUGUCAUGGUGACCUUCGUUGGACGUGCUCAGGAUGACAUACUCGAUUCAAUGUUUCCAUCUGAUAUAUCUAUCUCAGAACAACAGGCUCGUGAUUUGGCUCAUAAUAUUCGUGUUAAUGGAACAAGUCUAUUAAAACAUGGAAGAAAUCUUUUCUUAUGGCAAAAUUUAACAAAUUCAAUUCUUUUUGGUCUUAUACUAUUUGUCUUUUUCUAUAUUGGUUUAUCAAUGAAUGCAUUAACAUUUGCACUUAUUGGUUUAAUUUUCUUAUUUACUGUACCAAAAAUUUAUCAAGUAUAUCAAGUACCAAUUGAUCGUACUGCUAAGCAAGUACUUGAUCAAAUUAAUCAACUUUUAGCUAAAGUCACAUCAAAAUUACCAAAUAAAGCGAAAAAACCUUAA